AACAAAAGUAACAAAGAAGCAUAAAGACCAACAGUGCAAAAACAGAGAAAACAAAUGCAACUUAAUUAUUGAAUGUCCAUCGUUGCAUACGAUUGCGAUAAGCCUUCUUUACUACGUCAUGCAUGUAAUCAAGUUAUACACGUAGGACCAAUGAAUUACAGUCAAUACAAUGUCAUUCCGUCUUAAGUCUGGCGUAUGUGUCGUCGUGUUUGCUCAGCUUCAGCUUUAUAUUCACCAUAUUGCAAUUUUCAAUAAAUCUUUUUUUAUUUAAUUAAUUUUUUAUAUUGCCAUGUUAGUUCGACCAUCAAAAUAUUAAGAAAAACAAGGGACAAUUAAAAAAAUUAAUACAAAAUAAAAAACUGCAAAAUUCAAACAAAUUCAAAACUCGCGAUCAUCAGUCUCCCAUGUGUGUCAAUUCCGAAUUUACGUAACAGAGUUCAUAAAAACACAAAAUGCGGGUGCUGCCGAUCAUACUUGUGUCGCUGUCGUGGCUAAUGUGCAGUGCAUAUCGUUUUCUUGGGGUGUUUCCGCAAACAACCAGGAGCCGCUUUGUCAUCCUGGAGACCGUGAUGAAGGGCUUAGCCGAUAAAGGGCAUCAAGUCGACAUAAUCAGUUCGAAUCCACAGAAAAAACCCUAUCCUAACUAUACCGAUAUCGCAAAAUUGCCACUGCCUCAAUUCUUCUUGAACAAUAUGACAUAUGAAUUUCUGCGACAAGCAGCGGGCCCGAAUCCAACAAACAUUAUCGCGACAAAAUUUGGUAAUUAUGUUUGUGAAGCCUGGCUGGGAAAUUCGGUAAUACAAAAACUGGUACGCUAUCCGCCACAGGAUCCACCCUAUGACGCGAUGAUUAUGGAGGUAUUCAGUGCGCAUUGCUUCGCGGCCAUCGCCGAAUUAUUAAAUAUACCUCUGAUCGGAGUCAGCUCGACGUCGAUGUAUCCAUGGCUUAAUGACUUAAUCGCUCAGCCCGAGAACUUGGCCUUCGUGCCGAACAGCUAUGUAAACUUGAGAGUUCCCAUGAACUUUUGGCAGCGUACAUACAAUGUCUUAAAUACCCUCUACUCCAAGUUGUACUUCAACUAUCUCACGCGAUCACAAGACGAUAUAGUGAGAAAAUACCUCGGUCCAAAGUUACCAAGCGUACAUAAGAUGAAUUUGUCGCUGAUCCUCGUCAACUCUCACAUCAUUCUGAAUGGGAUCCAGUCGAUGACACCUGCCGUCGUUCAAGUAGGCGGAAUCCAUAUCCGAGAGGACGAUUCGCCAGUGCCUCACGACUUAAGGAAAUGGAUGGACGAUAGUAAAGAGGGUUUUGUGUUCUUCAGCUUCGGUUCGAUGGUGCUGAUCGAAACGUUUCCGCGCAAAAUUUUAGAUGUCUUUUACACUUCCUUAGGCAAAAUAGCACCGAUACGGGUUUUAAUUAAGGUAUGGAACCCGAAGAAGUUGCCACCUGACUUACCUAAAAAUAUCCACACGUCUGCUUGGAUGCCGCAACUUAAAGUAUUAAAACAUCCAAACAUAAGAGCCUUCAUCACUCACGGUGGGAUUCUGGGCACUCUGGAAGCGAUCUUCUACGGUGUGCCCAUGAUCGGCAUCCCACUAUUCAUCGAUCAGUUUAAGAACAUGGAAGCAUGCGUCACGAGAAACGUCGCUGUGAAACUGGACGUCCAUAAUAUAACUGAGCAAAACAUGGAUGCAGCUUUGAAUGCAAUCUUGCACGAUCCGCGAUACAAGGAGAACAUUAGACAUUUGUCACAGAGAUUUCACGAUCAGCCGCUGAGUCCUGUUGACACCGCAACUUACUGGAUCGAAUAUGUAAUUAAAUACGGCGACGAUGUCUUGCGAUCACCGGCCAUGGAUUUGGCCUGGUGGCAAUUAUCCCUCGUCGACGUGGCUGUGUGUUUUCUGCUUUGCGCGGCAGCCAUUAUUACACUUGCGGUGUUCAUCGUACGUUUUGUGAUGAAGAUGAUAAAUAGAAAUCAGCACAGGUUGUUACAUUCGAAGAAGACUAAUUACCAGUCAUCGAUAUCAAAACUUCGACACCGAAAUUCAAUGAUUCAAAAAACGUGGCCAUCAGUCUUCUAUGUGUGUCAAAUCCGAAUUUACGCAACAGAGUUAAAAACAAACAUGCGGGUGCUGCCGGUGAUACUUGUUUCGUUGUUGUGGUUGCUUUGUAGUGCACAUCGAUUUCUUGUAGUAUUUCCGCCAGUAGGCCAGAGUCACUUUAAAGUACUGCAGAGCCUGUUGAAAGGUUUGGCCGAUAAAGGUCAUCAGAUCGACGUAAUUAGUCCGUAUCCACAGAAAAAACCUUAUCCGAACUACACUGAUAUCGCAAAAUGGGCAACGCGUGAGGCAGAUAUAAAUAUGACAUAUGAAUUAGUGCAAAUACUAGGGGGUUCGAAUUCAGUAAAAAAUAUCGCGACAAUCUUUGGUAACAAUAUGUGUGAAGUCCAUCUGGGAAAUCCGGUAAUACGAAAACUGGUGCGCGAUCCGCCGAAGCAUCUACCCUAUGACGCAAUGAUUAUGGAGGUAUUCGGGGCACACUGCUUUGCAGCCAUCGCCCAUUUGCUAAAUAUACCCCUGAUCGGAGUCAGCACGACAACGCUUUAUCCAUGGCUUAAUGAAUUAAUCGCUCAGCCCGAGAACCUGGCCUUCGUGCCGAAUAAUUGUCUGAAUGUGGAGUUUCCCAUGAACUUGUGGCAACGUACGAACAACGUCUUCUCCUUUCUCUACUGCAAGUUGUACUUCAACUAUCUCUCGAGAUCGCAGGACGAUUUAGUGAGGAAGUAUUUCGGGCCGAACCUGCCGAGCGUGAGGAAUAUGAACCCGGCGCUGAUUCUCAUCAACUCUCACAUCGUUCUGAAUGAGAUUCAACCGAUGACACCUGCCGCCGUCCAAGUAGGCGGAAUCCAUAUCCGAGAGGACGAUUCGCCAGUGCCACACAACUUUAAGAAAUGGAUGGACGAUAGUAAAGACGGUUUUGUAUACUUCACCUUUGGCUCGAUGGUUCUCAUCGAAACGUUUCCGUGCAAAAUUUUAAAUGUCUUUUACGCCUCCUUGGGCAAGGUAGCACCUAUGCGGGUUUUACUGAAGGUACCGAAUCCGGAGAAAUUGCCGCCUGGCUUACCCGAAAAUGUUUACACAUUCUCUUGGAUACCGCAGCUUAAAGUAUUAAAACAUCCAAACAUAAGAGCCUUCAUCACUCACGGCGGGCUUCUGAGCACUCUGGAAGCGAUCGCCUAUGGUGUGCCCAUGAUCGGCAUGCCACUUUACGCCGAUCAGUUUAAAAACGUCGACGCAUCCGUCGCAAGAAAGAUCGCUGUGAAACUAGACGUCCAUAAGAUGACUGAGGAAGACAUGGAUGCAGCUUUGAACGUUAUCUUGCACAAUCCGCGAUACUUGGAGAACAUGAGAAAUCUGUCGCAAAGAUUCCAUGAUCAACCGCUACGCCCUAUUAAUACCGCAAAUUACUGGAUCGAAUACGUAAUUAAAUACGGCGACGAUGUCUUGCGAUCGCCCGCAAUGGAUUUGGCCUGGUGGCAAAUAUACCUCAUCGAUGUGGCUGCAUAUCUUUUGAUUUGCGUGGCAGCCAUUAUUACUCUUGCGAUGUUCAUCGUACGUUUCAUGAUGAAGAUGAUAAAUAGAAAUCAUCACAGAUUGUUACAGUCGAAGAAGACUAAUUACUUAAAUAUUGUAUGUCCAUCGUUGCACAAUUGUGAUAAAACCCUCUUCACGAAAUGCAAAUUACGACGAACAUCUAAAUAUACCAAAAAUAAAAAACUAUUUGGAAAAAUUGACAAAAUACUCGACAGCAGUCCAAUAAAUUCAAAAUUCGAGAUCACAGACUUCCAUGUGUGUCAAAUCCGAAUUAUAUUCCGUUUGUCUAAUUAUCAGUUUGUGUUACCAAUAAAUGGUCUUUUGUUCAAUCACUAUUGGCACGCUUAUUUCCAACAAAACCAAAAGAUGCGGGUGCUGCCAAUGAUACUUGUUUCACUGUUGUGGCUAUUGCUUUGUACUGCACAUCGCUUUCUUGUAGUAGUACCGCCACUAAGCCAGAGCCAUUAUAUUAUGCUGGAGAGCCUGAUGAAGGGUUUGGCCAAUAAAGGUCAUCAGAUCGACGUAAUUAGUCCGUAUCCACAGAAAAAACCUUAUCCGAACUACACUGAUAUUGCAAAAUGGGCAACUGAGGAAUAUGUAAAUAAUGUAACAUAUGAAUUUGUGCAAGUACUAGCGGGCUCGAAUCCGAAAAUUUUUGCGACAUUAUUUGGUAGUAAUAUUUGUGAAGCCCAUCUGGGGAAUCCGGUAAUACAAAAACUGGUGCGCGAUCCGCCAAAGGAUCCACCCUACGAUGCAAUGAUUAUGGAGGUAUUCGGGGCACACUGCUUUGCAGCCAUCGCCCAUUUGCUAAAUAUACCCCUGAUCGGAGUCAGCACGACAACGCUUUAUCCAUGGCUUAAUGAAUUAAUCGCUCAGCCCGAGAACCUGGCCUUCGUGCCGAAUAAUUUUAUGAAUGUGGAAUUUCCUAUGAAUUUGUGGCAACGUACAUACAAUGUCUUCUCCUUUCUCUACUACAAGGCGUACUUCAACUAUCUCUCGAGAUCGCAGGACGAUUUAGUGAGGAAGUAUUUCGGGCCGAACCUGCCGAGCGUGCGGAAAAUAAAGCUGGCGCUAUUGCUCGUCAACUCUCAUAUCACACUUAGUGAAAUUCAACCGAUGACACCUGCUGUCGUCCAAAUAGGCGGAAUUCAUAUCCGAGAGAAUGAUUUACCGUUGCCGCAUGAAUUAAAGAAAUGGAUAGACGAUAGUAAAGACGGUUUUGUGUACUUCACCUUCGGCUCGAUGGUUCUCAUCGAAACGUUUCCACGCAAAAUUUUAAAUGUCUUUUAUACCUCCUUAAGCAAGAUAGCACCUAUGCGGGUUUUACUGAAGGUACCGAAUCCGGAGAAAUUGCCGCCUGGCUUACCCGAAAAUGUUUACACAUUCUCUUGGGUACCGCAACUUAAAGUAUUAAAACAUCCAAACAUAAGAGCCUUCAUCACUCACGGCGGGAUUCUGAGCAUUCUGGAAGCGAUCGCCAAUGGUGUGCCCAUGAUCGGCAUGCCACUUUAUGCCGAUCAGUUUAAAAACGUCGACGCGUCCAUUGCGAGAAACAUCGCUGUAAAACUGGACAUUCAAAAGAUGGCUGAGGAAGACAUGGAUUCAGCAUUGAAUGCAAUCUUGCACGAUCCGCGAUACAUGGAGAACAUUAGAAAUCUAUCGCAGAGAUUUCACGAUCAGCCGCUGAGUCCUGUUGACACCGCGAAUUACUGGAUCGAAUACGUGAUUAAAUACGGCGACGAUGUCUUGCGAUCGCCCGCCAUGGAUUUGGCCUGGUGGCAAAUAUGCCUGAUCGAUGUGGCCGCGUGUCUUUUGCUUUGCAUGGCAGUCAUUAUUAUCGUUGCUGUGUCCAUAAUGCGUUUUAUAGUGAAAAUGAUGAAUAGAAAUCAUCGCAAGCUCUUACAUGCGAAGAAAACUACUUAAUUGUAUUAAUACUUAAUAAUUACUUAAUUGUAUUAAUUCUAAAAAAGUAUUACGAAAAAAAAUAUAUAACACAUAAUGAUUCAAUGGUAGCAGUUAGUUUAAGCUACUGAAUUUCUAUUAGAAAUUAUAUUUUCUAACAGAAAGAGAAAUAGAAAUAUAAUUUCUAGCAGAUAGGGUAUAAUAGUAGUACUUGUCAUAUUUGUUAGUACUGAAACAUUUCAAGGAACAUUAUAGGAGGCAUAGGAUUUUUUAAAAUAGUUUUUAGUAUAGCAGAAUUUACUGCAUUUUUUGCGCGCAAAGUAGCGUGGAAAAUCUACUAAAUAAUAUACUUUUACUUAAAUUACUUAUUCUUAUAAUUUUAACAAUCAUUGAGUCGUAUAAAGUAAAAUAAUAGAAUUCAAGAAAAUAUUCAAAUAUAAUGGUCAUCGUGAAUCAACAAUAACCGCAAUUGUAAUCUUUCAGUAAAAGAAAUUCGCUUCCUUUGUAUUAUCAACGCCAAAAUUAGCAUUUCGCCAUUUUGUCGCAGCACGUUUGUAUCCAGCCGACAAUAUCAAAAAUUUGACUUCGAAAUUCGGAUGAUAACACAGAACAAUGGAAUGUAUGCGGAGCAAAUAGUGUGUAUUGCCAUGUAAUUUAUAAAAAGCUGCAGACGAAAAAUUAUAAUAAAUUUGCUUGUUACAGUGUGACAAAAAAUAUUGCUAAGUGAUGGUGACAAUUACGAUUGCUCCGAUUUAUCGAGGGAGGUAAUUGUUUAAAAUGACAUGAUCUCUGGUUUGGGCUACAUAGACGAUAUUAUGUCGUCUUCUGAUAUCACUUUGCUAUUUGAGUUACAGAAUAGAAGUAAGAUAUACUUACAGAACAAAAAUAAGAUUUAAGAACAGAAGAAAAAAAACAGAAGAAGGCUGUAAAUCCAUAAAAAAUUAUAAAUUAUACAUCCACUCUUAAUUUUGUUUCCCUGAGAUGCUUAUGAUCGGGUUAAGCGUUUUUUGCUGUGAGGCGCAUGUGAAGCGGCGAAAUAUCUUUCUCGCACAUUAGAUUUAUCAUGUUCUAAUAAAUUAUUAUUUGCAC
Ooceraea biroi (clonal raider ant) is the source of this 6584-nucleotide messenger RNA. RefSeq lists its product as uncharacterized. Gene Ontology annotation, molecular function: UDP-glycosyltransferase activity. The record is from RefSeq and is a predicted model, not a curated record. Lineage: Eukaryota; Metazoa; Arthropoda; Insecta; Hymenoptera; Formicidae.